AAGGGAAGACUUUUCCAAAUUAAAAAAAAAUCCAACUUUUCAACUGGAAAAGGUGAAAAGGAGUUUUAAUUCUUUAGAAAAAUACAUAUUUUGGGGUGUGACACAGGGUGCCCGGGGCAGGGCACAUGGAAAAUGCCCAGGGUCGGGUGGACUGCAGAAAAGAAGAGCAGCUUCUCCCAAAGCUGGUGGUUUGCACUGUCGUUACAUUCACUGGCCAGUCACACACGGGGAAAAUAACAGAAACUGAACAGGGUUCAUCUAGGAUCUGUUCCCAGAAUGGGAGGGGUGAAUCCUGUUCCGCCCCAGAAUUCAAGCAACCUCUCCCUGCUCAGCCCUGACUCGCGCCUCACCAAAACAGGAAAUUACUUAAUCAGUACAGAACAGUCCCUUCUUGUUUCGCCCCCUGAAGCAAAAUCCUGGCGAUUUUUCUCCUAACGGUGGAAUUUGUUCCAGCAGCAAAGAGUGAUUCCCUGACCCCACCCAUCAGGGGCACCUGGACCAUAAAGGACAGUUCCUCAGCACACACUGUGUAAGGAAAAUGGCAGGUACAAGAAGUUUCUGGGCAGAUUUAUUUUUAGAAUGGGUAAAUAACCUUAAUGGUCUGUCCCAUGAGGAAUAUGAAGAAUUCCAGGCUGCUGUCUGUGCAGGAAACCUUGCUGAAGCCAUCGCGGUGGUGAGGAAAUCUGAUGCCUUGUUAAAAAAUACCAAGCUUGACGUUGCCAUCACCGGAGAGCAGGGCUCUGGCAAGUCAUCUUUCAUCAACGCCAUCAGAAGCCUAGCUGACGAUGAUGAAGGUGCAGCUGAGACCGAGGUGAUAGAAUCAGUAAAGGAGGCAACUCCUUAUCCACAUCCCAAGCACCCAAAUGUCAUGAUGUGGGACCUGCCUGGGAUCGGGACACCAAAUUAUCCAACAAACACAUAUGUGAAAAAGGUGAAUUUUGCUCACUAUGAUUUCUUCAUCAUUAUCACAGCAGGACGGUUCCGAGAGUCGGAUGCCAGCCUGGCCCAGGAGAUACAGAGGAUGGGGAAGAAGUUUUACUUUGUCCGCUCCAAGGUGGACGUGGACCUGCGCAGUGAAAGAAAAGGAAAAACGAAGGUCGAGGAGGAGACAGUCCUGCAGACUAUCAGAAAUGACUGCAUCAGGAACCUGCAAGAAGCAGGCAUCCUUUCCCCACAGGUUUUUCUGGUGUCGAGAUGGGACUUUGAAAAGUACGAUGCUCCCCAACUUCAGGAGACCUUUUCGAAUGAACUUGAUACUCACAGGAGACAUGCCAUCUUUCAUGUCCUGCUCAGCACUUCUGAACAACCCUUAAACAGGAAGAAAGAGGCCGUGGAGCAGCAGAUCUGGAAGCAAGCCUUUAACUCAGGCAUUAUCGCUGCUAUUCCUCUCCCAUUUCUCUCUGUUUGGUGGGAUGUUGGCAUCUUGGUGGAUACCGUGACUAAGUUCUGUGAGAGCUUUGGCCUGGACGACUAUUCCCUCAGAGCCCUUGAAAAGCCCAUGGGCAAGUCUGGUGAGCUGAAGGCUGAGAUACAAUUCCCGCUGGCCAAAGAUAGAUCAAGAGGUGAGGUUUUCAAGCUUCUGAAAGAGGCUACAGGGCAGGUUAUGAUGCUAGCUAAGUAUUUCACCAGCAUGGUCCCAGGGAUUGGUACUGUGAUUGCAGCAGUGACGUCUUACAGAGUCACAGGCAGAUUGCUGCGUACGUUUGUGGCUCACGUUGCAGAAGAUGCUCAAAGAGUCCUGAAAAGGGCUUUGGAGGGAGCUGAGAAAAGAGAGAAGAUGGAAGAUGUAAAAUAUAACAUAUUUUCAAAAGACAGAAAUACCCUGCCUGGUCUGUCUGAGCAGGAGACUGAUGAGAUCAAGGCUGCUCUCAAAAUAGGAGACUUCUCAGGAGCAGCGUGUGUGGUGCAGAGGUCUGACAAGUUGUUUAACAACAUCAAGCUCAACAUCGCAAUCACAGGGGAAUCAGGAGCCGGGAAAUCAUCCUUCCUCAAUGCCUUCCGGGGCCUGGGAGAUGAGGAUGAAGGAUCAGCUGAGACUGGAGUGGUUGAGACAACCAAAGAACCAAUGCCGUACCAGCAUUCCAAGUACCCCAAUGUGAUCUUCUGGGACCUGCCAGGGAUCGGGACCCCAGAUUUUCAGUUAGACACUUAUCUGAAGCAGGUGACAUUCAAUCACUAUGACUUCUUCAUCAUCAUUGCUUCGGAGCGGUUCAGGGCCAUCCAUGCCAAACUGGCCAAGGAGAUCCGGAGGAUGGGGAAGAAGUUUUACUUUGUGCGCUCCAAGGUGGACUCAGACAUUUGCAAUGAGAAACACAAAAAGAGCUUCAGUGAGGAGAGAACCCUGGAGAAAAUCAGAAAUGACUGCGUCAAUCACCUGUGCAAAGAAGAGAUGAGCUCCCCGCAGGUUUUCCUUGUGUCAAGUAAGGAAUUUCAGAAAUACGAUUCUUCCGAACUGCAGAAAACAUUGCUGAAGGAACUGGAAAGUCACAAGAAACACGUUUUCCUCCUGGCCCUGCCCAACCUUUCGAAACCAAUCUUGGAAAAGAAAAAAAAAGCUUUCCAAAGACAGAUCUGGAAACAAGCCCUGAAGUCGUGUGCCAUCGCAGCUGUUCCUCUCCCGGCUCUCUCGGUGAAGUGCGACGUUGGCAUCCUGGUGGAUAACAUGAGAGAGUAUUGUGAGAGCUUCGGGCUGGAUGACAUUUCCCUCAGUAUACUCGCUAGACAGGUUAAGAAGUCUGUCGCUGAGCUGAAGAAUGUGAUCAAGUCCCCAUUGGCCAAGAAGAUCUCAAAAGAAAUGGCUGAGGAGCUGCUGACUGAGGCUACAGGGGAAGGUCUAAUGGUAGUUAAACAUUUUGUCAGCAUGAUACCGCUGGUUGGGACCAUAUUUGCUGCAGAAAGGUCUUUCACAGUGAUAUACAGAAUGCUGAACAGCUUUCUGGAUGGUGUUGCUGAAGACGCCCAAAGAGUCCUUAUCAAGGCAUUGGAGACAGAAGAGAAAACAAAUGAAUAACAGAAACAAAAGACCAACAAGCUGGCUACACGCCUCUGGCAGAUGGAGCUUGGAGCCAACCAGGGGAUAAUGGCAGAUUCUUCUAUACUCAAAUCUAAUGCAACAAAAGAAAAAACAUUGAAAAAGAUCUCCAGAGUUUGGCAAAACUGAGAUACAGUUUCUUCACCCCCUAAUUUUUUUAAGCAAGUCCCAGAUGGGAAAAUUGAGGGACAGCAGCAGGGCAAAUACCAGCUCAAGAAAUCCUGGUCUAUGUUAAUUAAAAAAUUCGGACAAGAUUUUUAAAAUAUACUUUAAUUUUCUCUGUGUCAGUCUGUGAAGAUUCCUUGUGUCCAGCUGAGGAUGUGGCCUCCUGUAUGCAGUGUAAACCGGUGCAGUCUGACCGUGAGCAGCCAGCAGAGCUGUUAUUACAGCGUAAAACGUGAUCAGAAAAUAGUUGAAACUGGAACCAGCUCCUUCCAGCUUUUGUUCUUUCCCUGAGUCCUUUUCCCUUUGUCAUUCAAUGCUGGGUUAGACCAGUUCCACCCCGAGCACUUGAACACAAUUAAUUGAAAGGACACCAUUAAAAAAUCGACUUCUGAGCAGAAAGACACCGACCUGAGCCUCUAUCCUGCUCAGCUGCUUCUGUUUGUCCUGGUGGCCGCCCCUCCCGGCCAUUGUGCUAACUAAAGUCACAGCCCUAUUCAUAGGGAUGGCUUG
Messenger RNA from Chelonoidis abingdonii (Abingdon island giant tortoise), 3706 nucleotides. NCBI's taxonomy places the organism in Eukaryota, Metazoa, Chordata, Testudines, Testudinidae. The record is from RefSeq and is a predicted model, not a curated record.